UUCGGGGUUCUAAUGUACCGAUCUUCAAGAUACCCUAGCAUUCCGUUUGCUUCUCUGAAGUGGCUAGCCUCAAAGCGACCACUGCUCUCUGUCUCUUCUGACCCAUUAUACUUUCUCGCUCCAAAAAGACCUGGGAGUUAUCUUCAAGGACCAGCGAUGUCCUCUUCUCAGUGGACAUCUGUGCCACGGGAUUUUCCAUCUUCUGGCUUUAAGUUACUUGACUCGUCCGUACAUAUUGAAGAAGAGACGUUACCUACAUAUCAAGCCCAAAAAUAUUAUCCAAUCCAACAGGGGGAAGUACUCAACAAUCAACAUCAGGCAUCAGCUAAGUUAGGCUACGGAGUCACGUCCACUGUAUGGUUUGGUCGUGACUUGGUUAAUUCCAGCUAUGUUGCUUUGAAAAUAUACGUGACGGGCGAGAAUAGAAAUGAUGAACUGAACAUUUAUAAGCAUUUGAAUUCAGUGGACUGGGAACAUCCCGGGAUAAGUGCGAGUGAGCUGCUGGAGUGGAUCCCUGGCAAAGCAAUGACUCUGGAGGAUAUGAAGGUCUGUACCCGACAGUUACUGGUGGUGUUGGACUUCUUACAUUCUGUAGCUGGUGUGAUCCACACGGAUCUCCAGCUAAAGAACUUGCUUCUUCCCACACCAAAGCCAGAGGCGCUUUCUAACUUCGAGGAAGAGGAGAUAAGAAGACCAUCGGCACGAAAGGUGCUUCAUGACCGUACAAUCUACACGUCCGCCCGCUUCCCUCCUGGAGACGGACUGCCGCUUCUCAGUGAUUUUGGCGAAGCUCGGCUUAGCAACAAGAAGCAUACUGAAGAUAUCAUGCCAAAUCCUUACAGGGCGCCUGAAGUGAUUCUGAGAGCAAGCUGGGAUUAUAAAGUUGAUAUCUGGAAUAUCGCUAUGGUUUAUGCUGAAGGCAUGGGAUAUCGUGAGCUCCUCGACACUCAUCAAAAUCCAGAUGGCAUAUUUGAUGAUCGUGCCCACCUUGCAGAACUGGUUGCACUCCUAGGAUGUCCACCACCUGACUUCCGUGAACGAAGCCAUCUCAGUUCUGUUUUCUGGGACGACUCCGGCACCUGGAAAGAAUUAGCACCGAUUCCUGAUAUCACAUUCGAAUCUUUAGCUGCCAAUAUCAAGGGAGAAGACAAGGACGGGUUCCUACGAUGGAUUCGACGGGCUUUGCAAUGGAACCCUUCUGACCGACCGACAGCUCUGGAGCUCUUGUAUGAUGAGUGGUUGAUGAAGGGACUUGAACAAGGGAAACGAGAGAGAAGCCACUAA
This is a messenger RNA of Aspergillus aculeatinus CBS 121060, 1284 nucleotides long. Its product is annotated as U4/U6 small nuclear ribonucleoprotein PRP4. Bases 13 to 1284 code for a protein of 423 amino acids. NCBI's taxonomy places the organism in Eukaryota, Fungi, Ascomycota, Eurotiomycetes, Eurotiales, Aspergillaceae. Gene Ontology annotation, biological process: spliceosomal complex assembly; regulation of mRNA processing; protein phosphorylation. The transcript has 5 exons. The record is from RefSeq and is a predicted model, not a curated record. Gene Ontology annotation, molecular function: ATP binding; protein kinase activity.